Molecule: messenger RNA, 1020 nt
Organism: Erpetoichthys calabaricus (reedfish)
Lineage: Eukaryota; Metazoa; Chordata; Cladistia; Polypteriformes; Polypteridae
Exons: 2
Coding region: 54-815 (253 amino acids)
Source: RefSeq, a predicted model, not a curated record
GUCUCUGUUCUGUCUAACACAGGUUAUCCUGCGACAAAAAGCUCAUCUGGCAGAUGCAUGAGCGCACGCUGGGCAACGGGGCCAGCCGGCUGCGCAGAUAUCUGCUUGAGGAGCACACCAGGUCCUGGUUGACGCGGUCCAAAAAGUUUAUGUUCGCGGUCACCAAGUUCAUCACAUCGGGUGCCGAGCCAUCCACGACUCCUCGUCUACCACCACGGAUGACCCCGGUGCCCAGUGCAAAGUGGUUGCUGUCCAUCUAUGCCAGGAAGGUGGCUUCAAGGCUAGAAGAGACCAAGGCCCGGAUCACCUCCAUCUUUGGCUCAAUCUUAAAGAUGGACUCAACCAAGAAGGUGACCAAGAAACUCGCUGGUGCCGCAGCAGGAAUAGCAGCCUGGGUGACCAAUGCGGGGAACGAGCAUGGCCAGAUAUUGAUCAGCGUCCUCACUGCAGCCGAGGGCGCUGGCCUGCACCCCAUGGCCACCGGGCUGAUGCAGCGAUACCGUGAUGCCGGUGUGUCCCCGCCUCUGGUCCUCUAUGUGGACCGAGACUGCUGUUCCCAAGAGGGACCAUGCAAGGUGUCCCUCUUAUUCAACCAGUGGGAUCAGCUAGUGGUGCAGCUCGAUGUGUGGCACCUGAUGCGACGCUUCGCAGUGGUGUCACCACGGAGAGCCACCCACUAUACAGCCUCUUCAUGGCGCCUCUCUCGUUCUGCAUUUUUGAGUGGGACCAGGGAGACAUCACCCGGCUGCGACAGGCCAAGGCUGGCGAGGCAGGGAAGGAUCCCCGAGGCUUCGGCUACGGAAAGAUCCCGUUAAAGGAGCUGGCCCGCCACUGCCGCACGCGUGGGGCGGAGGAGACUGGCCGGCUCAUUGACGAGAUGCUGGAGGCCUUCGGGGAUGCCACAGACACCAUGGGUAUCCCUCUUUUGGACCGCGACAAGAUCCUGGAAAUCUGGAAAACACAGAGGCACCACACUCCACUGCAUCCAGCACCCAACCAGCGUGAAUCCUGUACAUGCAG